Molecule: messenger RNA, 1345 nt
Organism: Neohortaea acidophila
Lineage: Eukaryota; Fungi; Ascomycota; Dothideomycetes; Mycosphaerellales; Teratosphaeriaceae
Exons: 3
Coding region: 198-851 (217 amino acids)
Source: RefSeq, a predicted model, not a curated record
UUCGUCUUGUCCUUGUGAAGGGCGAAGUACGACAACAUGAGGCGACGUGGAUAAAACCCGCCUGCUCUCACGACAGUCAUGGCGGUGCUCUUCCAACAGAGGCUGCUGGACGCGGGCAACGUGGCACUGCACCGCACGCUCAGCCUCACUACCCACCACUCGGCCGAGCAGUGACGAUCUCGCCAAGAUCCGCCAAAAUGAGCCAAGGAGGCCACCACUACAACCAGCCCCCGCAGUACGGCGAGCCAUACGGACAGCAAUACAACCAGCCUCCCGGCCAGCACUAUCCCCCGCAACACUCCAAUCAAACACAAGGCUCUGCCCAAGGCUACUACGGCGGCGGCGAUCCCGGAUAUCAACAGUAUCCUCAACAGGGUCCACCACCUCCCAACUACGGAGCGCCAUAUCAACAGGCAGCCCCGCCUCAAAAUUAUGGAGGUCCUCAUCACCAGGGUCCGCCGCAGGGCUCGAAUUACGCGGAGCGAGACCAGUACGGAGCGCAGUACCCUCCGCAGCAAAACUACCAGCAACAGUAUCCGCCGCAGCAAUCCGGAUAUCCCCCAGCACAGGGCGGAUAUCCUCCAGGCCAAGGGCCUGAAGGAGAGCGAGGUUUGAUGGGAGCACUAGGCGGAGGAGCAGCAGGGGCCUGGGGCGGCCACCAAGCCGGACAUGGAGUCCUAGGCGCACUCGGAGGAGCGAUCGGCGGCUCGAUGCUACAGGAUACGUACAAGAAGCAUCAUAAGAAGGAGGACAAGCACCAUCGGAAGGAGGAGAAGAAGCAUAGGAAGGAGCAGCGGCGACAUCGGCGUGGCUCCGGCUCGUCGAGCAGUAGUAGUAGCAGCAGUGAUUGAGUGUCUUUGGUGUUUUGUAAGAGGUAGGAGGAGAGCUGUUGGUUGGAUGGAACAGCUAGGCGGAGCUUGCUGGCUGGCGUUACACUGCAUACGUAUGCGGGCCUUGAAUGAGGGUUCUCGAGGUGCGAUGACGCUUUUGCCAGCGUGUAGUCUUUGGCCAGCAUUCAAUACAUCUAUUGAUUCAUGUCAUAUGUAUUGCCGUCAAGUACCAACUUGGAUCUGCUUCAGUACAAGCCCUGUCCAUCGAAUCAAUUUAUGUGACUACGACAUGGACCGUCCCACCAACGAUCAACAGUCUUCGAACUCCCCUGCUCAGCAGCCUGAGGAACGAUUUAGUCCCUCGCAGCUUCAUGUUCGCCAUACCAAAGCCCACAACGCAACUCUUAGGGUCCAGUCUUCACGCCACACACCUCGCUCCGACGCCUUGCUGAUGGACUUCGCAGAGCAAACCCACCAGGAGCUGGCGACGCAGGCCGAAUGCAGAGCUGAAGGCC